AUGAAGAUCCCUGCCAUCAACUUCGUUCUCGCCACAGUGUUGGCGUCCGGCGCCGCCUUUACGACGACUCCCCUGCCCGGCACAUCGUCGUCGUCUGCAACCCAACUGAACAUUAUGACCACGUCCGACAUGUUCGACAUUCAAACGGGCCGUCCUCCCAUGGGAUACGGCAGGGGCUAUUACCCCCCAGCACCACGUGGUCCAGGAGGCCAAAGUUACUAUGGCGGCAAUGGAAAUACUUACUAUGGUAGCAAUGGCAAUGAUGUCUCCAAAAUCGAAGGGGGAUCCCGCCGGACCUUUGACACCACCUACAGCGAUUCCAUGCAGGUGGAAUUAGAGACGGACGGCCGUCCACUGAACGCCAAGGUUGAAGUGUGGGAGGGUCCCGACAAUACGCCUGCUUCCAUGACGUUGUGGAGUGAAGAUGGAAGAGCCUGGAAGUGGGAACAAGUGGGUUUUGCCAAUUUCAAGGCCAACAACGGAGGAUACGGCGGCAGUGUUGGCAACUCGUUGACCAUUGACAACACGGGUAGCUCCGAGUUCCCCAUUUACGCCAGUGCCAUUGUGGGAGGCCGCAUGAUGGGCACCUCGCGACGACAGACCAUGCGCAUUGAAGGCAACGGCGCGCAAGAGUCCUUUACCGUUUCUGGUCCCUGCAUUGUGGAAGUUUGGUCUCAAGGAUUCCCCUACUAUGCCAAUGUCCAAGUCUGGGAUGGUCCCAACAACGUCAAGCAGAGUGCCGAAGUUUAUUCCGAUGACGGCAGUGCUCGUCCCUGGACUGCCGUCAUUGACCCACCCAGUUCUGGAAGUACCAUUCAGAUCAAGAACCCAGGACCUCUCGAGUAUCCCCUCUAUGUUUCUAUCGAACAACUUGGCGGCGGCGGCGGCGGUGGUGGAUACUACUAG
Seminavis robusta is the source of this 906-nucleotide messenger RNA. The record is from the annotation of a GenBank genome assembly. Lineage: Eukaryota; Bacillariophyta; Bacillariophyceae; Naviculales; Naviculaceae.